Messenger RNA from Eremothecium gossypii ATCC 10895, 1104 nucleotides. RefSeq names its product AGL292Cp. Lineage: Eukaryota; Fungi; Ascomycota; Saccharomycetes; Saccharomycetales; Saccharomycetaceae. The record is from RefSeq and is marked provisional. Bases 1 to 1104 code for a protein of 367 amino acids. The transcript has a single exon.
AUGAACCGGUCUAUCCAUUCGUCGGUGACUGCGAUGGCCUCGGACGACGCCAGCAGUCUUCGGCAUGAGCGGUCGACGUACUCGGCGGAGUCAGAGGAAACGCUCGUCAACUCGUAUGGGCCCUACAGCACCACGGGAAUCGUGAUGACAUCUGUGAUGAUGAACAAGGCCCAGCGCAAGGGCGAAGUGUCCGAGCAGUGGAUGCGGCUCUUCCUGGACAGCACGCCUGUCGAGGACGUGGCGGUGCUGCAGCGCGGGAUGUCGGUGACGGGGCGCUGCCUGGACACGUUGCAGCGCAUCCUGCAAAGCAUGCACGGAUACCGCCAGAUCGUCCCGGGCCUGGCGAUGUUCAAAGAGGCAUGGAACCUGCAGUGCUACCACGGCAACGAGGCGGACUUUCCGCUGCUCGACGUGCCGAUCAAGGUCAACAGCCUGACCACACUGGCCAGCCUGCUGGUCGAGCACCGCGUGUCCGGUUACAGCACGCCGAUCGAGCAACUCACCACGGUGCUUCAGUACCUCAACAAGCUGCUGCAGGCGUCGCGCGUCGACUCGGCGCACACGGCGCCCGCGCCAGGGCGCCCGCGUAGCGACAGCCGCGGCAGCAGGCGCAGCUUCGGCCAUAAGAAGCCGGACGCCCGCCUGACCUUCACCUCGCCCCCCACUGCAGCCUCGCUACCCACAGACUCCGACUCCGCCUCCAUCUUCAGCGACCAGUCCCUCACAUCCACCGUCCAGAAGGCCAAGCGCGGCCUGUUCAACCGCCUGAUGCCCCGCCGCAAGGGCUCUACCUCUAUCCGCCCCGCCCCGGGCUCUGCCAAGCGCUCCCACUCGCGUCACAGCUCCUACACGCCCUCCAUCUUCACAGACGACAACCUCUCGGCCAAGAACGAGGCCAGUUUCCGCCGCCAGAACCUCGAGGCAAUGGCCAAGUACCAGAACCUCGUUCUCCUACUGCAUACCGAGCUCGCCCAGCUCGUCCCGUCCCCGCAGACGGACGUGCUCUUUUCCUUUGUCGCCAAGAGUAUUCUCCCCUUUCUUAUCUCGGACUGCCGCACCCUGGUCCGCUCCUGUGUCUCUACUCUGCUGCUCGAGAAGCUGUAA